ACAGUAAUGAUGAAUAUUAAAUAGAGAAUAUAGAACAAAUGAGCUAAAACAUUCUAGAGGAAGAGGAAUCUCAUCCACCGAACCAAAUUCUCUUGCACAACCACAAAUCUUCUCUCGCCUUAUUUUUAUUUCGAUCUUUUUGUCUAUACGCUAACAUCUCAAAUUCUUCACCUUAGAAAGUACUAAGCACACAAGUCUGAGUGCAGGAAAAACAAGUUUUUUUCAGACAAAGAUGGUGCACAGAAGAAGAGAAGUUAAAAAGAGUUAUGUUAUGUUCUCUUCAACCUUCUUCUGGAUCUUUUUCCUCUGUCUUUCUCCUGCAGAGCUUAUACACGGUGUUAACUUUGAAAUUCUUGCUCUAGUAGAUAUCAAGAGUUCACUGAUUGAUCCUCAUGGAGUUCUAGUAAACUGGGACAGCACAGCAGUUGAUCCUUGUAGCUGGAAUCUGAUCACUUGCUCUGCUGAUAAUUUUGUCCUAAGCAUAGGAGGUGCAAACCAGGACUUGUCAGGAACUCUUGCAUCAAGUAUUGGCAAUUUAACAUAUCUUGAGACUGUAUAUAAAAGGCUAUUGCAGAACAAUUACUUCACGGGAAAUAUCCCUCCUGAGAUUGGGAAACUGAUGAAACUCAAAACACUUGAUCUAUCUAACAAUAACUUCUCUGGUGUAAUCCCAUCCACUCUUUCUCAUCCCACAUAUUUUCAAUACUUGAAGCUGAACAAUAAUAGCCUGACAGGAACAAUUCCUACCUCAGUGGCAAACAUGACCCGACUAAUUCUUUUGGAUCUGUCCUACAAUAACUUGAGUUGUCCAGUUCCAAUAUUACAUGCCAAUACAUUCAAUGUAAUGGGCAAUCCUCAGAUUUGUUCAACAAGAACUGAGGAAUACUGCAACAUGACUCAUCCUAAACCAACGUCACUUACUUUUAGCAGUUCUGAUCCAUCUGAUGGAAGAACAAUAAACCAGAAAUUCGCUGUACAAUUUGGUUUAAGCCUUGCAUGUAUCUGCUUGCUGAUCAUUGGAUUUGGUCUUAAUUAAGAUAAAACUGUAUUUGAAGAUUAUGAUAAGAAGGAUGUAAAUUUGUAAAAGCCAAGGCUUUAUCUGUGAAUCUCACCUGUAUAUAAAUACUACAGUUAUGGAAAGUUAAUAAACAAGAUUUGUACACAAGC
Messenger RNA from Raphanus sativus (radish), 1167 nucleotides. Its product is annotated as protein NSP-INTERACTING KINASE 2. The record is from RefSeq and is a predicted model, not a curated record. The coding region runs from base 233 to 1036 and encodes 267 amino acids. Gene Ontology annotation, molecular function: protein binding. The transcript is spliced from 8 exons. Lineage: Eukaryota; Viridiplantae; Streptophyta; Magnoliopsida; Brassicales; Brassicaceae.